This is a messenger RNA of Nelumbo nucifera (sacred lotus), 2987 nucleotides long. The record is from RefSeq and is a predicted model, not a curated record. Lineage: Eukaryota; Viridiplantae; Streptophyta; Magnoliopsida; Proteales; Nelumbonaceae.
UCUCUCUCUCUAACCUUUUUCUGUUCUGUUCUGGUCUGUCUUUUUAGUUUUUACCUUCCCCGCUUUAUUUUAUUCUUUGAAAAAUUAAGAGGAAGUUUCAGUUCUUAUAAGCCAUAAAAAGAGACACCAGCUUACACUACUAAAUUACAAGGGUGAGAAAGAGGAGAGAGAGAGAGAGAGGGAGCGGUGGCCCAGCUGAGUCUAUGGCUGACCGACCUUGAGAAGGCAUGUAGGAUAAGAAGAAGGGAGGAGUGAGAAAGAAAGAGAGAGAAAGGGAUGAAAUAUUCUCUUUAGCUUUGAUGAGUUUUGGUUUUUUCUUCUGAGAUUGAAGCAAAGUAAAGGAAAUCUGCGUAAGAAGAGUCCGAUUUUGUAGAGUUUAUUUUUAGUUUUAAAAUUGUUUUUGCCUGGUGGGUUUUGUUGGAUUCAAGUUUGAGUUUGGUUUUUUGUUUGUUUGGGCAGAAUCGGAGAAUCGGGAGUUGAAUAUACGAAGUGAUUUAUCUGUUUGUGCUUGUGCGUAGUCCGCUCGUCUUUGGAGUUUGGAGAAGAAGCUUUCCGUUUUUUGCUUUGUACGAUAUCAGUUUUGGAUUUUGGAGAGCUAGUUCUUCGGGGGUGCUAAGUGCUAACUAAACUAAAAGGAAGGACACCCGCCUUGUUCGUCUGCUUGCUUGAAUUCAGACAUGCAAAUGAUGUCUGGAGAUGGGCUUUCAAUUCCCUCUUCAGUCAGAGGGUUUCCUCAGGAACCAAUUUCAAACCCUAAUCCUAAUCCUCCUAAUGCUAAUCCAGUUGUCAAGAAGAAACGAAAUCUACCCGGAACACCAGAUCCAGAUGCGGAGGUCAUUGCUCUAUCUCCCAAGACUCUCAUGGCAACCAACCGGUUCGUCUGCGAAAUCUGUAACAAAGGUUUCCAGAGGGACCAGAACCUGCAGCUUCAUCGACGAGGGCACAACUUGCCAUGGAAGCUUCGACAGAGAACCAGCAAAGAAAUCCGGAAGAGGGUAUACAUCUGCCCCGAGAAGAGCUGCGUUCACCACGAUCCAUCCCGGGCGCUCGGAGAUCUUACCGGAAUAAAGAAACAUUUCAGCAGAAAACAUGGCGAGAAGAAGUGGAAGUGCGAGAAAUGUUCCAAGAAAUAUGCAGUCCAGUCCGACUGGAAAGCUCACACCAAGACUUGUGGCACUAGAGAGUAUAAAUGCGACUGUGGAACACUCUUCUCCAGGAAGGACAGCUUCAUCACCCACAGAGCCUUCUGUGAUGCCUUAGCAGAAGAGAGUGCUCGACUCACUUCGGCUGCAGCCACCAACCUCAACUUCAGAACGGAUUCCAUCAAUGACGCCACGUCGACUAUGCCGCAUGGGUUUGGAGGCCGAGGAGGACCAAACGCCACUGCUGGUAUCCCUCCAUUAUGCCCGGUUUUCAGGCCAGAAUUCGCCGGCCCCGAGGCCACCAAUGUUCUAGAUGCAAACCGGCAGAAACCAAGGCUGUCGCUGUGGCUGGAUCAAGCCAAUUCUCAUUUGAAUCCCAUUGAUGCGGCAGCUAAUUCUAAUGCUUUCUUGGCAACGAGUUCAACGGGUUUGCCUGAAUUGGUGCAAAUGGCAUCGACCAAUAUGUUCAGCUCCUCCUCUUCAUUGGUCGAUUACGGAGGAUGCGUUCAGCCGCAGUGGCCGUCGACGGGUGGGAAUCUGUCUUUAUCAACAUCCCCGCGUGGAUUAAAAGAGGAGAAUGGAAACAAAGGCCAGUUGGUAGAAAGCUUAGCGCCUUUGUAUUCCAACAACAACCAAAACCAGCAAGCAAACUCAGCCCACAUGUCAGCGACUGCACUUUUACAGAAGGCAGCUCAAAUGGGAUCGACUAGGAGCAACCCCUCAUUACUCGGUAGCUUCGGAGUGGUGAGCUCGUCUUCCUCAGAUACAACAAGCUUCAAUCCUCACGUCCAAAACAGAAACGAGUUCCACCAGUUAAUGAGGCAAGCUGCAAAUCAACCGGAGAACAUAAACGAGCUGAUGAAUUCGAUAUCCACGGCAACCGCCACCACAGGGGUUGGUGAUGGAAUGGUGGGUGGGUUGAAUUUAAGCUCAUUAACGGGCACAGUAAACAAUCUCGACCGUCUAAUGAUCCCGCAGGGUGGAAAACAAGGUCAAUCAGUUCCAGUUCCACAAAAGUUCCUCUCGACCGCAAAUGAAGUGGAACACAGUCUUACGAGAGAUUUCCUAGGCGUAGGAGGAGAUGCCGGCAGGCCAUUCUUACAGCAAGAGUUAGCGAAAUUUGCUUCGAUGGGUUCAGCCAUGAACUUGAGUCAAUACAGUAGCACCCACUGAACUGUUGCUCCAUUACUUUAAUUUGACAAAAAAUCCUUGUCGUAAGAUACAAUAACAAGCAGCGUAAGAGUAAGACAAACAGAACAGAAGUUGACUGUGGCGAGAACGCCCAAACUCUAAAGGCCUUGGUUACCGAGUCGGACCGGUCCGUUGAAGCUGCAAAGAGUUCUCCACACAGCGACGGCUGUGGCUGUGUCUAGAGAGAGAGAGAGGGAGGAGUUGAGAAUGACCGAAUGCGAAUCGUCAGAGACGGAUGGGUGGGGGGCAGUUGUCAGUGCAGCAGGUGGAAGCAACUCGGCAUUGCGGAGGGGAAGUCCUUGGAGUCACGCAUGUUGUUGGUUAAUCUAUCAGGCCUGGCCCUAGCUUUCUUCCCAUCAUUUCUUGCUUUAAAACUAAACAGCGCGGAAAACCACAAGAUGCGUUGACUGCCGGUCAAAGUAUACCGGCCGAUGAUGUCAACGUUGUUUUGAAUCUUCGGAGUUGGGAUCGAUGCGUUUUUUUCCCUUUGGCGUUUCUUUCAAUUAUCUCAUCAGUUUUUCAUCAUUCGUAGUCUAAAUACAUUUUCUUUUUUUCUUUUUUUUCGUUUCUUCUCUGGACGAGGUCUCUUCUAAACUCGAAUAUAAUUGAGAUUGAAUGAACUCAAAGGAGUAAUGAAAGCCGUUGUUUUCAUUC